AUGUCGAUAACACCAAACAAGCCACGGUUAUCUGCCAUACCUGGGCCGAGCAGCCGCCUACCUACUCCAGGCCGGUCCCGCUCGACGUCGAGUGCAUCUCAAGGUGGAACCAUACCCCUCCACGACUCCGAUUUCGCAUCUCGCGCUCUCGCAGAUGCUCUCAAGGCCCACGACCCCACGCGGCACCGAACGUCCACUGCCGGUGACACGCCCUCUGGCGCAUUGCCGUCGUCUGUAAAGUCUGGAUCUAGGCCAACCCCCGGCCGACCUUCGUUGACUGCGACCUCAGUCUCGGCGCACAAUGGUGCAAGUACGCGGCCCAAAACACCCACCGCGCGUCCCCUUAGUCGUCAAUCGGAUGCCUUUACGCGCAGCUACAGCCGUGCGGGACGAGUGUACGACAUCGGUGACGACGUUAGAGUUGAAUCCCUGGGCUUCGAAGGAACACUGCGGUACCUUGGAGAGAUCGAGGGCAAGCCAGGCACAUGGGCAGGGGUCGAGCUAAGCGGCGGAUUCUCAGGCAAAGGAAAGAAUGAUGGCUCAGUUGCUGGGAAGAGGUACUUUUCCUGUGCCCCGAAUUGUGGUGUCUUCGUGGCCGUUGCAAAACUUAGUGAUCCCACGACCAAUUCAAGGAUUGUUUCACGACCUCCGUCUGUCGCGUCCUCUCGCGGCGGGCGAGUCACACCAUCGCUCUCGGGACGUGUCACUCCCUCAGCUUCCAGUACAUCAUUCGGCGGGCGCAUAACACCUUCCAUGUCAACAUCCAGUCGGACAUCUUUCGGAAGGGUUACACCGUCAGCCGUGCUAGGGCGUGUCACUCCGGGGACCACCCCAGCUGCCCGUGCUAGAACAAAGCCGGGAGCCAGUAUCAAAUAUGGUCUCUCUACCACAAGUCCGACUGCCGAGACCAAGAUCACCCCGGGCUCGCGCGCAUCGAAAUACGUCGGUGUGACAGCCAAACAGUUAACAGCUCGAGACUUGAACACGACAAGUCCACCGACAUAUGCAGGUGGCAGCAUGAGCCCUUCCCUGUCAAAUUUCUCCACCGUUCAUGAAUCUGCACUAGUAGGCUCACCUUACAACACUCCUAAACCCGGCUCUCGUAUUGCAGGUCUUGGCCUGGGGAGUCCAUCUACCACCCCCUCGAAGACACGUCCUUCUCUGGGCACACCGCGCGCCCGUGUCCCGAGCUCAAUUGCCAUGCCUCCUCCUCCGUCCCCGUCCAGCCGCUCUGUCUCCCUCAACGAUCCUGACAUUCGGCCUAGGUCUUCGGCAGAGUUGGUGUCGGAUGGUCGGCAGUUACAGGACAGAAUAGAAGGCCUUCUAUCCGGCAAGGUAACACCAACGUCACAGGCGGCGAUAUCGCCGCGUCCGAGCUCCGCUGCUUCUGCGUUCUCAGCCGUUAUGGGCGACGAUGCAAUCAAGCGUCUACAGGCUCAGCUGGAUGGCAUUCAGGCGGAGAAUAUGCGACUACGUGAACAUUUGGUCGCAAAGGACUCCAACGAGGAGUCUUACUCCCGCGCUCUGGAGGAGAAAGAAGCAGCUUUCCGGCAACUUGCGGCAUUGGAAGCGCUGUCCAAAGCUAAGGAAGCGUCUACGCGGGAGUUGAACUUGAAGGUCGAGACGCUCGAACGUAACCUACUUGAGGCACAAUCCGAUAAAGAAAGGGCGACGGCGGAAGCAGAAGGUCGUGUCAUCAAUUUACAGUCAAAGUUGGAAGAGGCCGAUAUACUCGUUCGCAGUCUCAAAGAUGCUGCGGAGGCCAAAGAGGGCGCCGAAGUGGAAAACGGCGCAAUCGUUCGUGCAAAGGACGCUGAAAUCACACUCCUCCAGUCCCGUGUCGAGAAGAUAACUAUACAACUCGACACCGAACGCAAGGAGCUUGGCGCUCAAAUUGAUGAAUUGCGACAAGCCGGCCAGGAAACGAUUGCGUUGUACGAAGAGCGACUCAGUCUCGCGGACAGCAAGCGAUAUGAACUCGAAGAUCGCAUAGCGCUCCUGGAGGACCAGAUUCAAAAAUCUACACAGCCUUUAUCCCCCGACACCACUGCUCGGCAAGCUUCAUCUGUGGCAGAAAUUGACAACGAGAAUCUGCGGGAGCAGGUGCAGUUUCUGCAGCGCAGGAUCAGCAGCUUGGAGGACCUACUUGAAGAUGCGCGCGCAUCUUCCGAGCGGGAGGAGGCCGUCGUUGUGGAACGGAUCAAACGGUACAAGGAUAAGGAGGAGGCCCACAAAGCCGAGCUGGCCGACCACAGGAAGGAAUCUGAUCGGUUGCGUGAACUGGAAGCCAAUGCCCGUGCGCGGCUCAAUGAGAUGGAAGAAGCCGUGAGAGAGGGCGCAGUUGCUCUCGAAAACGCCAGAGCGGAAAUUGAAACAUUAAGGACAGAUAUCGCUGACAUGGAGAGCAAGGCCGCGGAUAGGUCAUCUGAUGGCAUCGCUAGCAGGACAUCCACUGGGGAUUCGAUUGACGGCGCUGGAAUACGGGACGAACUCAGCAGGGUGCAAGCCAUGCUCGAAGAAGCUCUUGCAUCCAAAGAUGAACAAGCCGAGGAGAUUGUGAUUCUCAGGUUGGAAGCCGAAGAAAACGCUCAGACGCUGAGCGAUAUGCGAGGUGCCCUUGACAGUGCAAGUGCUGAGAAUGCUCAGUUGGGAGAACGCUUGCAAACCUUGCAGGAUAGGUUGGAAGAGGCACAGGCUCGUACAUCUGAGCUUGAACGUGCUCUCGAUGAACGUGCAGCAGAGCUCGACGCUCUGCGCAAGAGACUGAAUCGUGACGUCUCCAUGAACGAUGGCCUACAGGAACCAACCAAGGUUGCACCCGUAAGCGCAACCUCCGCGCCAGAGAAAGAGGAACUCCGUGGCUUGAAGAUUUUAGUACAGGAACUGCAGAAGGAAAAUUCCUCGCUCACCCAACAGUUCAAGCUCAAGCAAUCUGAAAACCAAUUACUAAUGUCGGAAACAGAGCAAUUGCGCCAAGAGUUAAAAGCGCUCGAGGAUCAGGUGGAGCAAAGCCUGUUGAAUGAGGAACGUGCGCUAGAUUCCCCCCAUCUUGCAACUGAGGACAUAGCUGCUCUGAGAAAGAGCAUCAAGGAUUUGAAGAUCAAGCACGAGGCCGAGCUUGAAGCGAUCCGGAAGAGGCAGGCGGAAGUGGAGAUGAAGAGUGCGAGGACAAUCCAUGAACUGAACAAGGAAAUCAGCGAGCUCGAGAGCCUCGUAGAGUCCAAGAUAUACCGAGAGGACGAACUGGAGCGCGAGCUCGAGAAAGUGAAGGAGAAACUGGGCCGUGCGAAGAAGUCGUCGAAGUCCAGCAUUGAACCUUCGGAAACUGCUUCGAUCCGUUCUUUCCAGAGCCACAGUAGCGUGUCCUCCUUCGCUGCCGGAGCUGCCAACGGCUCCACCGAAGUAUGCGAGAUUUGCGAGCAACCAGGGCACGACAUCUUCACGUGCAAAGUCCUCGCUGGGGACGAACCCCCGGCAUCGACAAAGAGCACAGCGGUGUGCAGCGACUGCGGUGAAAGGGGCCACAUCGCAGAAGCCUGCCCGCAUUCGCUGGACGUCUUUUGAAAUCCAGAAUGUGUGUAUAGCUAGCUGACUACGAUGUGACGCUGAGCUCGCGUCAGCCUCCCGGACCC
Punctularia strigosozonata HHB-11173 SS5 is the source of this 3632-nucleotide messenger RNA. RefSeq lists its product as uncharacterized. Bases 1 to 3564 code for a protein of 1187 amino acids. Gene Ontology annotation, biological process: establishment of mitotic spindle orientation; nuclear migration involved in conjugation with cellular fusion. NCBI's taxonomy places the organism in Eukaryota, Fungi, Basidiomycota, Agaricomycetes, Corticiales, Punctulariaceae. Gene Ontology annotation, cellular component: spindle pole body; microtubule associated complex; spindle. The record is from RefSeq and is a predicted model, not a curated record. Gene Ontology annotation, molecular function: zinc ion binding; nucleic acid binding. The transcript has 11 exons.